GAUGACGCUAGUACUGAGCUGCACUCCUUGUGAACCAGUUGCACACCCAAUUGCGCAUGAUUGGAGUGAGGGAAGAGUAGCACACGACUCGCAACCAUGGGACGUCCGCGCGAUAUGAGCGCUGUGAACAGCCUUCUGGUAUGCGACGUCCCGUUGUGAUAUAUAUACAUGCAUUCGCCUGUUUACAUACCGGACUCUCAAGGCGCGUGACCGAGAAGGUACAAAUCGCCCCCUCAUUUACUCGAGUAUUUUACGACCAGAGCUCCAAGGACCUCCGAAAUGUCGACGGCUCCUCCUCAUUAGUGGUGGAGUGCAAAAUGUCGUAUUACCUGUUGGCGGUGCUGCCUCGAAUCGGAGUAGAUGUACGGAUCAAGUUUGUUGACCCCCAAAACGAUGCUCCCAAAACGUUACAGUUGUGCACAAAAUUCAGGUUUGUCAAAAAUGUUCAUUUUCCCAGUGUGACUGCUCUUGCUCGUCGUGGGACGUCUUCUCAUCAAUGGAGCAUUGUGAUUGAAUCAUUACGCUGCGUAUUACAGAAGUCUACGACACUUCCAAUAGUUAGGCUUCUCCGACUUCCCACCACUAAAUUCAAUCAUGUUGUGUGAUUGCAUCUCCUUCACCUUGUGUUGUCGUCUGAAUAGAAGCGAGGAGGCUUCGAUUUCCC
This is a messenger RNA of Guyanagaster necrorhizus, 664 nucleotides long. RefSeq lists its product as uncharacterized. Lineage: Eukaryota; Fungi; Basidiomycota; Agaricomycetes; Agaricales; Physalacriaceae. The record is from RefSeq and is a predicted model, not a curated record. The transcript has 2 exons. The coding region runs from base 141 to 605 and encodes 154 amino acids.